Penicillium psychrosexuale is the source of this 672-nucleotide messenger RNA. RefSeq lists its product as uncharacterized. The record is from RefSeq and is a predicted model, not a curated record. Gene Ontology annotation, molecular function: protein kinase activity; ATP binding. NCBI's taxonomy places the organism in Eukaryota, Fungi, Ascomycota, Eurotiomycetes, Eurotiales, Aspergillaceae. Gene Ontology annotation, biological process: protein phosphorylation. The transcript has 2 exons. Bases 1 to 672 code for a protein of 223 amino acids.
AUGCAUCCAACAAGCGCUCCCUUGACCGACAUGGAUCUCUCCAGAAUCAAUAUCAUUAGGGAGAUUUCGAAGUCUGAUGCCUCUUCAAUAUUUGAGGUAGAUCUAGAUGGACAGCAGUAUGCAUUGAAGCUUUUCCACGACAACGGCGACCCUGGAUAUACCGAGGAUGGCCGCGAUCUGAACCGAUUUCGCUGCGAACUUAAUGCAUACCAGAAGCUCCUCACUUCUAAUGCCUGCGAGCACAACUUCGUUCCAAAAUUCUACGGCUACAUCGAUCGAGUGGAUCCGGCUGCAUUCCAUCCUUUUUUCCAAGAUUUCGCCCACGACAAGUUAAACCCGAGCGCAAUAUUGCUAGAAUACCUCCCAAACGCGGAGAAGUUGAACUGCGUGAACUACUCAGACGCGCUCUAUCCUCAGGCAAUUGAGGGUCUGAAGGAGAUACAUAGGGCGGGCGUUCAGCACCGAGACAUCUACCCCAGAAACAUGCUCCUUGUUCGUGGAAACCCAGAUAGGAUGGUCUGGAUCGACUUCGACGUUGCAACGACCUUCACCGACUUUGGACCUGAACAGCUGGCCAAUUGUGAGCAUGAAGUUAAGCUCGUAGAGGGACUUGGGGAAUUACUGAGAGAUGACCAAGCUGAGGGACUCCCCCCGAAUACAAAAUUCUAUUGA